Messenger RNA from Solanum dulcamara, 1482 nucleotides. Its product is annotated as cytochrome P450 81Q32-like. The transcript has 2 exons. Bases 1 to 1473 code for a protein of 490 amino acids. The record is from RefSeq and is a predicted model, not a curated record. NCBI's taxonomy places the organism in Eukaryota, Viridiplantae, Streptophyta, Magnoliopsida, Solanales, Solanaceae. Gene Ontology annotation, molecular function: iron ion binding; heme binding; monooxygenase activity.
AUGGAAAUAGUUUGGUUAUUUUCACCUCUCACUAUUUCCCUAUUGUUUCUAGUCUUCAAACUUGUGUCAUUGACACUAAACAAAGAUAACCUCCCACCAACCCCAGCACUUAAGUUUCCUAUAAUAGGACAUCUCUAUAUUUUGAAAGAACAUAUACAUCGCACCCUUGAAAAUCUUUCUGAAAAAUAUGGUCCUAUUUUCUCUCUUCAAUUAGGCAAACGUCUCGUGGUGGUGGUAUCAUCUCCAUCCUCAGUGAAGGAAUGCUUCACCAAGAAUGAUAUCGCCCUUGCCAAUCGCCCUCCUUUAAUGAUCGGAGGAUACAACUGCACAACAAUCAUUGAUUCAUGUUAUGGCGACCAUUGGCGCAACCUACGCCGUAUUUGUGCACUUGAAAUCCUCUCCGUUACUAGUCUCAACAAGUCACAAAACAUUCGACAAUAUGAAGUCAAGCUUCUUUUGCAUAAGUUGUUCCAAAGUUGUAACGAUUUUGGUACCAUUUUUGAACUUAAGUCCAAAUUUACUGAAUUAUCAUUUAAUGUUAUCAUGAGAAUGGUAUCUGGAGACGGAUUUUUCGAUCAAGAUAAAGGCAAGGCAAUAUAUUUUCGUGAGCUUAUAGAUGAGUUUUUUAGCAAUGGAGGUGCAUCAAAUGUAGAUGAUUUUUUGCCUGUACCAUUUGGUUGGAUUUAUAAGUUUAUUAAAAAGAAUGCGCUCACGCAGCUUGGUAAAAAAUUGGAUGAAUUCUUGCAAGAUUUAAUUGAUGAAUACCGUGGUGUGGAGAACCAAAAUACCAUGAUUGAUAAUUUGCUUUCUUUGCAAGAAUCGCAACCAGACUACUAUACUGAUGAUAUCAUUAAAGGAAUUAUAUUGGUCAUAGUGAUUGGGGGAACAGACACAACGGCUGUGACUAUAGAAUGGGCAAUGACACAUUUGCUUAACCAUCCACAAGUGUUGAAUAAAGUAAGAAUUGAAAUAGACAACCAUGUUGGUACUGAUCGUUUAGUUAAUGAGACUGAUUUGCCCAAUUUGAAAUAUCUUCAAAGUAUCAUUUCGGAGACUUUCCGAUUAAGUCCAGCAGCACCACUGUUAAUACCCCAUCAAUCAGCUGAUGAUACCAAAAUAGGUGGUUUUGACAUUCCGCGUGGGACGAUCCUAUUGGUGAAUGCUUGGGCUGUUCAUAGGGAUCCGUUGGUGUGGGCUGACGACCCGGGAAGUUUUAGACCAGAGAGAUUUGAAGGUAUCGAGGUGAAACCGUGGGAGUUACUGCCAUUUGGAAUGGGAAGAAGAACAUGUCCAGGUGCUGGACUUGCUCAACGUGUGAUUGCUUUAGCUGUUGGAACUUUAGUUCAGUGUUUCGAGUGGGAAAUAGUUAGCCAAGACACCGAUAUUGCUGAAGGGAGUGGUCUCACUCUCGCAAAAGCUGAACCACUCACUGCAAGGUGCAAGGCACGCGAUAUUGCUUAUGCAGUACUUUAAUUUGUAGAA